GUUGGACGUUGAGCUGGAACAGCAACCAUGGAUCCCCCUUCCCUCCAACCUCGCCUUCCUCUGGAACUCCUCAUGAUUGUAAAAGAGUCGAUUCCAAUCUCAGACCUCCGUACGCACGUCUGUUUCUACAAUACGUGCCGAGCGUUUGCUUCAUGGUAUGGCAGUACUGGCGAGCAAGCUGAUUUCUGGCGACGAUCAUGUUUGCUUGCGGGUCUAACUUUCACCGGGCGCGAUUCAUCGUACAAGGAUAUUGCGUUCGAAUGUAUUUCCCAGGAUGGUUUCUGCUCGCAUCCUUCUUGCGGCGGUAGCCAAUUAGAAUGGAAUGCCAAACAGGUAGCGAUUGCAAUGCAAUGCAAAGGUGGUUGGGAUCCCGAAGAAGCCCCAUGGCACAGUGCCACAUGGGACAAUGAGUCUGGAUUUCCCACCCCGAAACCCAACAGGAUUUUUGCCCAUCUUGCCUUCCGGAAAUCAAGGCGAACGGGCUCUAACAAAUUGGACGACGUAUUCCUCCGGAAUGAUGCAGCCAAUAUUCCGUAUGACAAGCGUGCCUUGCGUUACCACCCGAUUGCCUGGCGUAGCAUUGCUACUUUUCCUGGACUCGUCGCAAUGAAGCUAUCUUACCCAGGUGAAGCCGGACGUGUCAUUAAUGAGGCCACCGAUUAUGUGUCCAUGAAGGCGAAAACGACGCCCCUUAAUGUCUUGAGUGUCGUUGACAGCAUAAGGAGAGGGCUCGACGAUGGAUUAGAGGUGUCUCAGUUGUGCGAAUUACUGGACGGCUGUUUCGCGUGUGUUCAACCGCCCACGCCUGUGGUAUUUGUGGAUGAGCUCAAGAAAUUUCAAACCCUGCGCGGUUUAUGGGCAGUAAGCCGGUGGGAUGGUCUAGAAUUUGAUGGAACAUGGGAGUUCCCAGAAGAAGCAGGAUUCAUUCACCGAUUUUCACGCUUACGGGAGGAUACAUUUGCACGGGAGCAACAAGAAGAAGACAUUCUUGAUCACGGCGACUUCUCAUGAUUGUAUUCUCAAUAUCGUAAUUUGGAUGCGAACCCCGAUGUAAACAUCGGACUUCCCUGACAUCGCGUUCGGCCAUUCACGAGUCUCGUUAUAUUGAACCUGCAUCCCGGACGAAUCUACGAUAGUCCCCGAAUUCAGAUCUACACCUACUUCUUCAGGAGAAUCUCUAGCUACGAUCAAGAUGUUUUCGUCCUUCGUGCCGUGUCUGCUUUUAUAACACUUGCGGUACAAUUGUGGCGCUCUAUGAAGAGAAGUGGAGCAAACGUGUUUUUGGAAACGAUCUUGUCUCCUCGUCUUGUCAAUGGUCUCCUCUCCUGAUGCAUCGUACAUGGAUGUUACAUUCGAAUGUAUUGCUCGAGAUGGCUCCCAUAUACGCCCUCGUUGUGGUAAUAAUUUGCUCAGAU
This is a messenger RNA of Somion occarium, 1415 nucleotides long. NCBI's taxonomy places the organism in Eukaryota, Fungi, Basidiomycota, Agaricomycetes, Polyporales, Cerrenaceae. The record is from the annotation of a GenBank genome assembly.